CCCAAGCAUGGCCUCAUGAAUCCUUCGCAGCACUACCGACAGCAUCGGCAUCGCUAUGAUCCAGCAUCUACACCGCCUGUGCUCAGGAGGAGAGGGAAACUGGGACAAAAGGAAGAAACAAAGCAUAAAGCUGUACACGGCAAACGCUUCAACUGAACCGUCUGUCUCAUCAUCUGCCCAAGAUGCUGUCUCGACAGAUGCUGGGCCUCCUUUCGACGCUCUGGCUGAUCGCUGCGACCAAGACAGCAGACUUUGAAACAUCCGAAGCAGGAAACCCCUUUGUCGACGGCUGGUAUGCCGACCCAGACACGCAGUUCUACAAUGGCGCGUACUGGGUAUAUCCGACCUCGUCGCUGCCAUACGACGACCAGACCUACCUGGACGCCUUCUCAUCAAAAGACCUGGUGCACUGGACGAAGCACUCGUCGAUCCUGACGACGGCCGACUUCACUUGGGCACAUCGAGCUGUUUGGGCCCCGGCGCCCAUUUACCGCAACGGCACGUACUAUCUCUACUUUGGCGCCAACGACAUCCAGACAGACUCGGAGCUGGGCGGCAUCGGCGUUGGAGUGGCAGACAAGCCCGAGGGCCCAUACACCGAUCCGCUGGGAAAGCCGCUGAUUGGCGCGUAUCAUAACGGUGCCCAGCCUAUUGAUCAGGAUGUCUUUAUCGAUGACGAUGGACAGGCUUACAUCUACUAUGGCGGGCACUCCCAUGCCAAUGUUGCCAAGUUGAACGACGAUAUGAUAAGCCUGGGCACCUUUGAUGACGGAACUAUGUUCAAGGAGAUUACGCCAGAGAACUACGUUGAAGGGUCGCAGAUGGUUAAGCGGAAUGGCAUCUAUUAUCUCUUCUGGAGCGAAGGCGGCUGGACGGGGCCCGAUUAUGCAGUCUCAUACGGCAUGAGCAGCUCGCCGCUGGGCCCGUUUGAUCGCAUUGCCAAGAUAUUGCAACAAGAUGAGGCGGUUGCUACAGGUUCGGGCCACAAUGCUGUGAUUCAAGUUCCGGAUACAGACAUAUUCUUCAUCCUGUAUCAUCGGCAUCCGCUGGGCUCUACGGACGGGAAUGAUCGGCACUUGGCAUACGACCGCCUCUACUUCAACGACGAUGGCACAAUCCAGACAGUCAAGAUGCUGGUUCAUGAUAACUUUGAGGACGGCAACACGAUUGGCUGGCAAACAUACGGAGGCGACUGGAGCGCUGAGACGAACGCACUCCGAGGGAGUGCUUCAUCGAGCAGCAACGCCCUCCUCAACACCAACUUUGCCAACUUUACCUAUGAGGCUGACGUCAAACUAUUGACGCGCGGUGGCAGCCAUCGUGACAGCACUGCAGGUUUAAUAUUCCGAGUAUCUGGGACAUCUAAUGACACCACCAGCUUCCAAGGCUACUACGCUGGCAUCAGCACUGCUGGCACUCUUUUCCUCAGCCGAAGCAAUGGGUCGCAGUCCACCACUCUGGGAAGCACAAAAGCUGACAUCAAACCGGCGCAGCGAUACCGACUAAAGGUGAUGGCAAACGGAAGCUCCAUCCGUGUGGCCAUAAAUAGCAAGACGCCCGCUGUCAUCGCUGUGACGGACGAUGCUUAUGCGAAUGGAAUGGAUGGCGUAAGGGUCUUCAAGGCGCAGGCCGAAUUCGAUAACGUCAAUAUUACUCGCCUCACCUCCAACUAGGUUAGAUGAUAGAAUAGUAAUAGGCAAAAUACCUGUUGUUGUUUCUCGG
Trichoderma asperellum CBS 433.97 is the source of this 1722-nucleotide messenger RNA. RefSeq lists its product as uncharacterized. The record is from RefSeq and is a predicted model, not a curated record. Gene Ontology annotation, biological process: carbohydrate metabolic process. Lineage: Eukaryota; Fungi; Ascomycota; Sordariomycetes; Hypocreales; Hypocreaceae. Gene Ontology annotation, molecular function: hydrolase activity, hydrolyzing O-glycosyl compounds.